AAGAAUGGAAGCUCAAGUUCCGUGGAGCAUUCAAAUGGCUGGAAAUGUUUCGAUCGAGCAGGACGUUGGCCGUACUCAUGAAGCCUGGUGAUUGCGAAAUUGGCAGGCGAGCGUGACUUUUGGAGUUCGCUCUGUCAUGGCGGUCGCCUUCGCGUCAGCUCCCGGGCGAAUUUGGACAUCUUCUUCGACGGCAGCAGCCUGCAGGCCGCCUGCUCCGCCUGCCUCGCUCUGUCAUCAGAUUCUUGCUCCAGGCAAUUGGCGAGCCCGUUGGUUGAAGUCGUCGACUAUGUUGCCUGCCGCUACCCCGUGUCGACGUGGAGGAUGGGGAUCGUUUGGAGGACCUCCUUCAGCUCUAAUGGUUUCGUCCUCGAUGGGUGGAACUUCAGCAGUAUCAGUGGAGAUCAACGACGGCAGUGAUAAAAAGUUUCCUCCUUUGCCGGCAAGACGGACUGUGGUGGGCUGUGGGACUCUAACACUGGAUUUUCUUGCGAAAGUGGCCUCAUAUCCCGAAGCAGAUGCCAAGAUUCGCACUACUGAUUCUUUGGUUCAAGGCGGUGGCAAUGUAGGAAACGCAUUGACUGCUGCAGCUCGACUUGGGCUCAAACCUAGAGUUUACUCUAAGCUGGCUAAGGACUCCUCCGGCAUCGGAAUACUGGAAGAGUUGGAGGCUGAUGGAGUCGAUGUCUCCCACGUUGUGGUAGCUGACGAAGGAGUAUCUCCUUUCACCUACGUCAUUGUUGAUGAAGAGACGAAAACACGGACAUGCAUACACACGCCUGGAUACCCUCCAUUGGAACCUUCCGACUAUUCCUCUUCAGCCAUAGCAUCGCUUCUCAGCGGGGCAGACUUGUUGUAUCUGGAUGGACGUAUUCCUGAUGCUGCUCUGCGUGUAGCAGAAGAGGCAAGUAAACAGGGGCUGCCAAUUAUCAUAGAUGCUGAGAGGAAGAGAGAGGGCUUAGACGAGCUGCUGCAUUAUGCUGACUAUCUCGUCACUUCUGCGAAAUUCCCUGUGGCAUGGACAGAGGCUCCGACCUUAGGGGAAGCCCUAGUUGCCCUAGCUUUGAAGUUACCUCGUCUGCAAUUUGUAAUAGUAACACAAGGUGCUGCUGGAUGUGUGAUGCUUGAGAGGAGCUCAUCAGAGAAACCAGAAAUGAUGGAUGUGAAUCAAACCUUGCAGUCUCUGUGGAGAGAAGCUAAAGAGUCUCCCAUCUCAGGCCCCACCGUAUUCUCGUCUAAGGUGGGUGUAUUGCAAAACUCCAAGGCCGGGACAGUAGACACUGAAGACAGAUGUGUAGGGCGGCUCUUAGUAGGAACUGCAGACUUUGUACCAUCUACUGAGCUGGUAGACACCACGGGAGCAGGCGACGCUUUUAUUGGUGCCGUCAUGUAUUGUCUAUGUGCCGGAUUAAUACCAGAAAAUAUGCUUCCACUCGGAUCUGCUGUGGCUGCAACCAAAUGUCGGGCACUGGGUGCUCGGACAGGUCUACCUCUUCGUGGUGAUGCACGGGUACUUCCAUAUCUGCUUUAACGUAGGGUGGUGGGGUUUCGCUGACUUUGUCACUCAUGUACUGCGGAACUGACACUAUUUUAAUGCUUAUAACUCUUCCAUUUUUUGAACCAAUCCAAUGAUGUAUGUUUUGUUACAAAGCUUGUGAAUCAUUUCUACCUGAACUAGCACUUGAAUUUACAGUAAAUCGUGCUUUCAGAUAUUCUUUCGGACCGACAAAGACUUGUCCUGGAAAUUUGGAAAGUAAUUGGCCGGACUGCCUACCUGGUUUUGCCAUGAAACGUGCAGACUUGGUGAUCCAGAUGAAUCAUACGUCUUCUUAUUGACUUCUCGUUCGUAAUUGUUAGCCUCGAAAGAACAUAUUCUUACGCACGGACUACUGAAAGUCUAAAGAAUUUGCCCUUUAAAGAGGAUUUUUUGUGUGGAGAUCAUGUAGACGGAGGUUCCUUCCAGUGUGGCCCCGCAGGGCAUAAUCGUUUGUACAUACUCGUGUCAAUAUAAAAGAGUCGUUCAAAUCGAUCUCGUGAAUAAGGAAAACUCGUCGUUGUCUAUAUAAGACACUAAAUGAGAAGGAAUGAUGAGAAGUUUUACCUGGGGACUGGCGACCGUAAGGUUUUACUUACUCCGUCACUAGUCGUAUAUUCGGUGCUGCGCUCUUUCUUUGUCUUGGUUGAAAACUUUUUCUGGCUGGGAAGCUUUCUAUUGUUAAUACUGGAAGAUCAUGGGACCUUCCUGUCACGUCUCUGAACGAUCUAGACCUUUCAAGCCUAGUGCUUGAGCUUCUCCAAGCGGCUGAAAGACCAUUGUUCAGGCUUGAAUAGCUUUCUAGACUAGGUUGACGCAACUUUGCGCAUGUGUAAUUUUCUCUUGAUAUUGAUGUCCAAAUGGUAACCAUAACCUCAAGUGGACUGAAACAUGUACAACAAUUUGUAAUACGUUUAUUUGGGUACAGAAGAGCCCCCUUCCAUCGAAGUAAACCUUUCGGGUCAAUUAGCGUGUGCCCAGAGUUGUUUUUGCAUGACUUGGGCCAGCCUGCCUCGUUGUUAGUAAUGUUGUCUCUUCUAUUUAAAAUCUAAGUAUGUGAUUUACUUUCCGUUAUGGCCCCGGCGAACUAUUCCUGCCCAGCAGAUGCUUUGAAGGCAUGAGUGUGGUUCCUGUUGGACCAACUACAACGUGGUCACUAUGCGUGUUUCUUCCGUCUUGUGGCGCAUGCUUUUGAUUGUUUGCUGAAUUGCAUACAACCUGAAAAACCUAUUCUUGACAUUUUGAUGCCAUGUUGUUUCAAUAUGAAGCGACGGCGAGUUUGUCUUCAAAAUUCACGUGUGCCCUCAAACCUCAUAAGUUUUCGAAGUUUUUGCUUUGUUGUGAAGUUGGAUGAAGAUCAGUACAAGCAACGGCCUUUUGCACCGAGGAUUUUUAAAAGCAUCAGACUUUCCAGUAUGAGGGCAUGUGCUGUGUUUUGAAUACAGCACAUGGGUUUUGGUCAUCAAAUGUAAAUCCUGGUAACUAGUGGUGCACAUUUCGUAGAUUAGAGACUUUUGUUUCUCAUAUGCAGCAAUAUUGAGUAACAGAACGUCCAAAGAUGAACUUAUUAUUCCCUGACAAUCGUAA
Marchantia polymorpha subsp. ruderalis is the source of this 3118-nucleotide messenger RNA. NCBI's taxonomy places the organism in Eukaryota, Viridiplantae, Streptophyta, Marchantiopsida, Marchantiales, Marchantiaceae. The record is from the annotation of a GenBank genome assembly.